Messenger RNA from Orcinus orca (killer whale), 3171 nucleotides. RefSeq names its product ADAM metallopeptidase domain 12 (gene ADAM12). The transcript has 23 exons. Bases 362 to 3106 code for a protein of 914 amino acids. The record is from RefSeq and is a predicted model, not a curated record. Gene Ontology annotation, molecular function: metalloendopeptidase activity. Gene Ontology annotation, biological process: proteolysis. NCBI's taxonomy places the organism in Eukaryota, Metazoa, Chordata, Mammalia, Artiodactyla, Delphinidae.
UUGGCUGUGGGUCCAUUUCACAGGCCUGCCUCCUCGCCCUAACGAUCUUCCUCGUCCCCGGGCCAACUCGGACAGUUUGCUCGUUUAUUGCAACGGUCAAGGCUGGCUCGUGCUAGAACAGCGUGCGCGCGCGCACACACACACGCACACACACACGCGCCGGGGAAAACUUUUUUAAAAAAAUGAAAGCCUAGACUAGCUCUUCAGCGGCCGGGCGCUGCGCGAGGGGUUCGGAGUUGACUCCCCGCAGCAGGAAGUCCCUCGGGCCGCGACGCCCGGCCCCCUCUCGGCGCCCGCGGGGGAUGGUGCAGCGCCUGCCGCCCGGCCCCGAGAGCUGCUGCUGCACGGAAGGCCGGCGACGAUGGCAGCGCGCCCGCUGCCUGCGCCCCCCGCCCGCGCCCUCCUGCUCGCCCUGGCCGGGGCUCUGCUGGCGCCGCGCGCGGCCCGAGGGGUGAACUUGGGAAGCAGAUUCGUACCUUCCGUGCAACAGGCCGGCACGAGGGACGGGAGAGGAGCUUACGAAGUGGUCAGUGCCUCUCUUUUGAAUGGAGACCCGUGGAACCCAGUGACAAACGCAGACACAAAGAAUCAUCCAGGAGUCUUGAAUUUUCGAAUACAACUGGAAAGCAAAGAACUGAUUGUAAAUCUGGAAAGAAACAAAGGCCUCAUUGCCAGCGGUUUCACAGAAACCCACUAUCUGCAAGAUGGCACUGAUGUCUCCCUCAUCCGAAAUUACACAGGUCACUGUUACUACCAUGGACACGUGCAGGGCUAUUCUGGUUCCACGGUCAGUCUCAGCACUUGUUCUGGCCUCAGGGGACUUAUUACAUUUGAAAAUAAAACCUACAUUUUGGAGCCAAUGAAAAAUGAAACCAACAGAUACAAACUCUUCCCAGUGGAGAACCUGCAGAGCACCUGGGGACCCUGUGGAUCAAACACAACGGGCCUCGCUAUGCAUGACAGGCUCCCACCGCCCUCCCAGACCUGGACAAGAAGGCAAAAAAGAGAGACCCUCAAGACGACCAAGUAUGUAGAGCUCGUUAUUGUGGCAGACAACCGAGAGUUUCAGAGGCAAGGAAAAGACCUGGAAAAAGUCAAACAACGAUUAAUAGAGAUGGCUAAUCACGUUGACAAGUUUUACAGACCGCUGAACAUUCGAAUCGUGUUGGUGGGCGUAGAGGUGUGGAACGACAUCGACAAAUGCUCCAUAAGUCAGGACCCAUUCACGAGCCUCCACGAGUUUCUGGACUGGAGAAAGAUGAAGCUUCUACCUCGCAAAUCCCAUGACAACGCACAGCUUAUCAGUGGAGUGUAUUUCCAGGGGACCACCAUCGGCAUGGCGCCCAUCAUGAGCAUGUGCACGGCAGAACAGUCCGGGGGGAUCGUCAUGGACCAUUCAGACAGUCCCCUUGGCGCAGCUGUGACCCUGGCCCAUGAGCUGGGACACAAUUUCGGGAUGAACCAUGACACCCUGGAGAGGGGCUGUAGCUGCAGAACGGCUGCUGACAAAGGAGGCUGCAUCAUGAACCCCUCAACCGGGUACCCGUUCCCCAUGGUAUUCAGCAGCUGCAGCAGGAAGGACCUGGAGGCCAGCCUGGAGAAGGGCAUGGGUAUGUGCCUCUUUAACCUGCCGGAAGUGACGCAGUCCUUUGGGGGCCAGAAGUGCGGGAAUGGAUAUGUCGAAGAAGGAGAGGAGUGUGACUGUGGCGAACCGGAGGAGUGUCUGAAUCUCUGCUGCAACGCCACCACCUGUACCCUGAAGCCGGAUGCUGUCUGCGCACACGGACUGUGCUGUGAAAACUGCCAGCUGAAGCCUGCAGGAACGGCGUGCAGGGACUCUAGCAACUCCUGCGACCUCCCGGAGUUCUGCACAGGAGCCAGUCCUCACUGUCCGGCCAACGUGUACCUGCACGACGGGCACCCGUGUCAGGGAGUGGACGGCUACUGCUACAACGGCAUCUGCCAGACCCACGAGCAGCAGUGCAUCACCCUCUGGGGACCAGGUGCUAAACCUGCCCCCGGGAUCUGCUUCGAGAGAGUCAACUCUGCAGGCGACCCUUACGGCAACUGCGGCAAAGACUCCAAGAGCUCCUUCGCCAAGUGCGAGAUGAGAGAUGCUAAAUGUGGAAAAAUCCAGUGUCAAGGAGGUGCCAGCCGACCAGUCAUCGGUACAAAUGCCGUUUCCAUAGAAACGAAUAUUCCCCUGCAGGAAGGAGGUCGGAUUCUGUGCCGUGGGACCCACGUGUACUUGGGCGAUGACAUGCCGGACCCAGGGCUUGUGCUUGCCGGCACAAAGUGUGCAGAUGGAAAAAUUUGCCUCAAUCGUCGGUGUCAGAACGUAAGUGUCUUCGGUGUUCACGAAUGUGCGGUGCAAUGCCACGGCAGAGGGGUGUGUAACAAUAGGAAGAACUGUCACUGCGAGGCCCACUGGGCCCCUCCCUUCUGUGACAAGUUUGGCUUUGGAGGAAGCAAGGACAGCGGCCCCAUCCGGCAAGCAGGUAACCAAGGUUUAACGAUAGGAAUUCUGGUGACCAUCCUGUGUCUUCUUGCUGCUGGAUUUGUGGUUUAUCUCAAAAGGAAGACAUUGAUACGACUGCUGUUUACAGAUAAGAAAACCACCAUUGAAAAGCUAAGGUGUGUGCGCCCUUCCCGGCCGUCCAGUGGCUCCCAGCCUAGUCAGGCUCACCUUACCCACCUCAGCAAAGGGCCGAUGAGGAAGCCGCCACCUUCCAACACACCUAAGGACAAUCCCAGGAGAUUGCCGCAGUGUCAGCAUGUGGACAUCAGCAGACCCCUCAAGGCCCUUGACGCCGCCCCUCUGCCCAGUUCUUCUCAGCGAGGACUCCCGCCCCUGCACCCGGCUCCUCGUGUGCCCUGCGUCCCUGCCAGACCUCUGCCGGCCAACCCUGCACUCAGACAGGCCCAGGGAACUCGUAAGCCAAACCCUCCUCAGAAGCCUCUGCCUGCAGAUCCUUUAAGCAGGACAACCCGGCUUGCCAGGACCCCGGGACAGCAGGAGUCUGGGCUCCGCCGGGCGCCCAUCAGACCUGCUUCCAAACAGCCCCAUCAAGUGCCCAGAGCCACCCACAUCGCCUAUGCAAAGUGAGAAGCAAGCCAACAGCGUUGUUCAACAGUGAAGACAGAAGUUUGCACUAUCCAUCUCUCAACUCC